Hyaloscypha bicolor E is the source of this 870-nucleotide messenger RNA. Its product is annotated as nicotinamide mononucleotide adenylyltransferase. The transcript is spliced from 3 exons. NCBI's taxonomy places the organism in Eukaryota, Fungi, Ascomycota, Leotiomycetes, Helotiales, Hyaloscyphaceae. The record is from RefSeq and is a predicted model, not a curated record. Gene Ontology annotation, molecular function: nicotinamide-nucleotide adenylyltransferase activity; nicotinate-nucleotide adenylyltransferase activity. Gene Ontology annotation, biological process: NAD+ biosynthetic process. Bases 1 to 870 code for a protein of 289 amino acids.
AUGGCUACCGCUCUACCAGUGCAGUCUGCCUCUGCGCAAACUGCAUCAAAUUACUCGUUUCCCCGCCACAGGCUCCGAUUGUCUCAAAACGAUCCCUCCAAGACUCCAUUGGUGCUGGUAGCAUGCGGCUCCUUCAGCCCAAUUACAUACCUCCAUCUGCGAAUGUUCGAGAUGGCGGCAGAUUAUGUGAAGUUCAACAAGACGGAGUUUGAGCUCAUGGGUGGAUAUCUCAGCCCCGUCUCUGACUUGUACAAGAAAGCUGGGCUGGCCAGUUCACAACAUCGUCUCCGAAUGUGCGAAAUCGCAGCAGACCAGACUUCGAACUGGCUGAUGGUGGAUCCCUGGGAGGCCAUACAGCCCGAAUACAUGCCUACGGCUCUGGUGCUAGACCACUUCGAACACGAAAUCAACGACGUAUUAGGAGGAGCAGAGCGCCCUGAUGGGAGUCGGGUGCCUGUACGGAUUGCGCUGCUGGCAGGCGCAGAUCUGAUUCAGACGAUGUCGACGCCCGGCGUUUGGAGCCAAGAGGAUUUAGACCAUAUUCUAGGACGAUUUGGAACAUUCAUAGUCGAGAGGUCAGGCACCGACAUCGAUGACGCCCUGGCAAAUCUACAAGCUUGGAAAGACAAAAUCUACGUUAUCCAGCAAUUGAUCUCGAAUGAUGUGAGCAGCACGAAGAUCCGGCUGUUCUUGAGGAGGGAAAUGAGCGUGCAGUAUUUAAUCCCAGCGCCGGUCAUCGAAUAUAUCGAGCAGAACGGGCUGUAUGAAGAGGAUGGAGCUUCAUCUGUCGAUGGAAAGGGGAAGUCAAAGGGGGAGAGCUCGGGAAGGGCAUCGCCGGCUGUCGGAGCCGCCAGUUCAUCAAACAGCUGA